Molecule: messenger RNA, 669 nt
Organism: Carassius auratus (goldfish)
Lineage: Eukaryota; Metazoa; Chordata; Actinopteri; Cypriniformes; Cyprinidae
Exons: 6
Coding region: 37-669 (210 amino acids)
Biological process (GO): protein autophosphorylation; regulation of mitotic cell cycle; negative regulation of apoptotic process
Cellular component (GO): cytoplasm
Molecular function (GO): protein serine/threonine kinase activity; ATP binding
Source: RefSeq, a predicted model, not a curated record
GCUCCAGUCUCUGAAGUCCUCAUCGCUGAGGAUCAGAUGGAGCAGGACGUCCUCCAACAUCAGGACGUCGAUGCUCCAGUAAAUUCUGCUGAAGAUGACAAAGCAGAACUGGUCAAGGACCAGAUUUCUCUACAGCAAAUUGUAGAGAUUCAUGAUCAUGGAGAAGCUCCAGUCUCUGAAGUCCUCCCUGCUGCUGAGGAUCAGCUGGAGCAGGGCGUCCUCCAACAUCAGGACAUCGAUGCUCCAGUAAAUUCUGCUGAAGAUGACAAAGCAGAACUGGUCAAGGACCAGUCUUCUCUACAACAAAUUGUAGAGAUUCAUGAUCAUGGAGAAGCUCCAGUCUCUGAAGUCCUCCCUGCUGCUGAGGAGGGCGUCCUCCAACCUCAGGACGUCCACACUCCAGCUAGCUCCUCUGAAGAUGAUGAAGCAGAGGAGCCGGAGAACAACCACAUUUUCUGGCGAUAUGAAUUUGGCUCCAAGCUGGGUGAAGGAAGCAACAGCCACAUACAUGCAGGGACUCGCUGCAAGGAUGGCCUUAAGGUGGCUGUGAAAAUUGCUGAAAAGACUCCAAAUAUGCCAUAUUUAAGAGUUCCUGGUCAUCCCAAACACCUUCCCAUGGAGAUCGGCCUGACACUCAUGGCUAAUAACGGCCCCCUGUUCCACAGAUAA